Molecule: messenger RNA, 2723 nt
Organism: Alosa alosa (allis shad)
Lineage: Eukaryota; Metazoa; Chordata; Actinopteri; Clupeiformes; Clupeidae
Product: disintegrin and metalloproteinase domain-containing protein 19-like
Biological process (GO): membrane protein ectodomain proteolysis
Molecular function (GO): metalloendopeptidase activity
Source: RefSeq, a predicted model, not a curated record
CGGGCGGUUAAUGAUAGCCUAUCAGAUGCCAUCGCAUCGCACCGGAAAUCCCGAACAAGCUUUACAGUUUGUGAUAGAGAAACUGUAUACACGCGCUCCAGUGUCGGAGUAAUCGGUGUCUACUCAUGCAUGUCUAAGAUUUCAUCUUUUCUGUAGAAUGCUAUUCUCCUUUUAUCAUGAGUCUGUCGGCGCGAGCAGCGGGCGUACGGUACAGCGCAUGCCUGUAUGUGUUGUUGUGCAGUCUUCUUUAUGAAGGGAACGCUGGGAUGUCCGCCAGCAACGGGGAAGUGGGUUGGAAAGGAACGGAGCCUGCACCGGGCUAUGAGGUGACGUAUCCACGGUGGCUGCCGGCUAAAACCCACCGCCUCCCAACUGGAGAAAAGCAUCCUUCUGAUGUUGAAGUCUGGAUCACAGCGGAGGGUCGGGAUCUUCUCCUUCAACUGCAGAAGAACAAAGAUCUCUUCUCUCCUGCCUUUCGGGAGAUGUGGUACAGUCCCGACGGAACUCACCAGACAAUCGGACGAAACCAUCAGGAUCACUGUUUCUAUCAUGGUCGUGUUGUUGGUUGGGGAGUCUCCAGUGUGGCACUCAGCACCUGCUCUGGCCUCAGGGGUGUGAUCUCACUGAACUCCAGUGUCAGAUACAUCAUCGAGCCGCUGGCCAAUCAGACGGAGCCGUGGGGACACGCCCUCUGUGCUGAGAAGCUGUCAGUAGGAACCUGUCAUCAUCACCAUGGUGAUCAGCGAUACACAGAGCAGCUGACAGAGCUGAUUGGUGGAAUGGCCCAUCCACACCACGUCGGCAGGGAGCGGAGGGACAUCAGUCGGAACAUGAAAUACGUGGAGCUGCUGCUGGUGGCCGACCACGCAGAGUUUGUGAAGCGGGGCCAGGACAGAGAGAAAGUGAAGAUGACACUGAUGGAAGCUGCAAACUAUGUGGACAAGUACUACAAGGCGGUGGGAGUGCGUGUUGCAGUGACGGGUCUGGAGGUGUGGAACUCUGGAGAUCAGAUCGAUGUGUCCGAGAACCCAUUCACCACACUGAGCUCCUUCCUCUCCUGGAGACGGAGAAAGCCGCUCCUGCCCAACGACAACGCCCAGCUCAUCACGUGAGUACCGCACUCACCAAUCACAAGAUUGGCUCCACUGAAGUCCAUGUGUUCCGAGUACCAAUCAGGAGGAGUCAAUUCAGACCACUCUGAGAGUGUGUUUGGGGUGGCUGCUACGCUGGCCCAUGAAUUGGGUCAUAAUUUCGGCAUGAGCCAUGACAGCCCCAGCUGCUGCCGGGAGAACCCAGACCAGGGAGGCUGCAUCAUGGCAGCAGCUACAGGGUGAGUUUACUGCGUAACCAGCGCGAGCUGCAGCAGCCCUGAGCCUGGGGGGGCAAGUAGUUCGUUCAACCCCGACCCUGGAGUCCGCCUGGGGGGGGCGCGCUGUGGCAACGGAUACCUGGAGGAGGGGGAGCAGUGCGACUGCGGAGAGGAGGAGGAGUGUGAGAGCGCCUGCUGCAAUGCUGCCAAUUGCACUCUGAAAGCAGGAGCAGAAUGUGCUCACGGAGUCUGCUGUCACAACUGCAAGCUACGCCGGCCUGGGGAGGUGUGUCGCCCGGCAGCAGGGUCAUGUGACCUGCCAGAGUUCUGUGACGGCACCUCAGAGGCGUGUCCAGAUAACUUCUUCCUAUUGGACGGCUCAGCAUGUGUAGGGGGCGGGGCUUACUGCUACACUGGAAUGUGCCUUACUCUCCAACAGCAGUGUGUGUCACUCUGGGGCCCAGGUGCGCGUGUUGCUCCCGAGGUGUGUUUCACUGAGGUGAACCAGGCUGGAGAUCAGUAUGGAAACUGUGGCAAAGACUUGCAGGGAAAAUACAGGAAGUGCAGUCACAGAGACGCCAUGUGCGGUAAGAUCCAGUGUGUGUCCGGUGCGGAGCGUCCGGUGAGCAGGAACGCCGUGGUCAUCCCCACUACGGUGCUGAGCGGGCCGCACCGCGUCACCUGUAAGGGAACACACGUGUACCAGACCGCAGAGACCAGCGACACCAGCGAGGACACACUGGACCCUGGCCUUGUCAUGACCGGCACCAGAUGUGGAGAAAACGGGAUCUGUUUCUCAGGAGAGUGUCGAAAUGCAUCCUUCCUGAGAGCAGAUGAGUGCAAUGCUAACUGCCACGGGCAUGGGGUGUGUAAUAACAGGCAUCACUGCCACUGUGACUCAGGGUGGGCCCCCCCGUACUGUUCUGCUCCGGGGGAGGGGGGGAGUGUGGACAGCGGCCCCAUCGCCCCACACGGCACUCUACAUCCUGUGGUGUUGCUCCUCCUCCUGAGUGGGCUCGUGGGAUUGGCUGCAGUGGGCGUCUGGUGGUGCUGCAAACACAAACCCCGCCUCCUGAAGACUCCCACCCCUCCAGCGGCUUCAACCGAUCAGCGCUCCUCGGUAUCGAACUCUAAAAGUGAAGCCAGUGGUCAUGCCAACCCAACAUUCCAACUCAGGAAUCCUGAAGCCCAAAACACACCAACGGCUAGUGUCCGUCCAAGCCACACCCCCGGUUCACGGAAUGCUGUCGUCAGGCCAACCACGAAGCCUCCCCCAAUCCCUGCUUAUGCCCGGAACACACACACGAUGAAGAACACACACACACACUCUACACACACAUCACACGCUGGACCAGAUGCCAAUACAACAUACACACCAAAAAUACACACCACAACACCCAGUCUACCAGGCCAC